Molecule: messenger RNA, 602 nt
Organism: Zymoseptoria tritici IPO323
Lineage: Eukaryota; Fungi; Ascomycota; Dothideomycetes; Mycosphaerellales; Mycosphaerellaceae
Exons: 3
Coding region: 38-460 (140 amino acids)
Molecular function (GO): fatty acyl-CoA hydrolase activity
Source: RefSeq, a predicted model, not a curated record
AUUGCUCCGAGGAGAUGCAAGGAAGAAAUACGACCAGAUGGAAGGCAAGAACUUCCUCCUCCCAUGGCUCGACAUUGUCGAAGUCGUCGAAGCAGAACAGCUGUCCGAGACAAUGAGUCGAGCAACCUUUCGCUUCCCAGUCCAGCCGGAAUUCCUCAACCCAAUGGGUACACUCCACGCUGGAGCGACGUCUGCUUUCUUCGAAUGUGCAACGACUUGGGCGCUGUUCCCGAUUGCGAAGCCGGGUUUCUGGAAGUCGUUGGGGAUUUGCAGAACGAUUAGCUUUACGUAUCUGAGGCCGGCGGUGCAAGGAGAAGUGCUGUUGAUGGAGUAUGAGACUAUUCAUGUUGGCAAGCGUAUUGCGAUGGUAAGAGGAGUGAUAAAGCGGGAGAGAGACGGAGCUGCGUUGGUGACUUGCGAGCACAACAAGUACAACGUUAAUGCUGACUUGAAGCUGUGAUGGUGGAUCGGCCGAAAACAGGAGUAGAGCAUUCGGGAGCCAUGCCUUCACACGCCGUUGGAAUGGUAAACUCGAUCUUGUCGGGGAGUGAGUGGCAAGCAAAAAGUAUCCAGCGAGGAAAAGACGAAAAAAAGAAAGGCUG